AUGGAGGGGAAAACGGUAAACUCAAACCAAAUUAAUUGGUGCAGUCGGGAAGAGUGUGAAAGUCAACCGUUAUACCCAACGUCACGAGUCGUUCCAUUGUGCCCAACUGUUGGGAACAGUUCAUUAGGAAGCUCGCGAUACCAGGCGUCCACCGGAUGUAAGCACGGCGGCACGGUUACUGACGAAUUCACGAAUCCACCGAUAGAGAGGGUUCUUUCGAGAUCUCUCUCUGAAUUAUUUACCGUCCACAUGGCUGGAAAUGCGACGAUGCUCAAGUCCGAAUCGGAGACGGGAGUCACAUGUACCAUGUUGACUUAUUCCAUUAUCGGAAUUUUCUCGAGUUAUAAACAACGCCCUCAACUCGAUCCCAGGCUUCCUGCCGAGAGUAUUGUGCAUAAAUUUCAUGCAUUGCUGAACGGACCACCACCUUAUUCUGAAGAUAAAAGAAGUUCUACAUGA
Acaulospora morrowiae is the source of this 459-nucleotide messenger RNA. The record is from the annotation of a GenBank genome assembly. Lineage: Eukaryota; Fungi; Glomeromycota; Glomeromycetes; Diversisporales; Acaulosporaceae.